Molecule: messenger RNA, 7126 nt
Organism: Neolamprologus brichardi
Lineage: Eukaryota; Metazoa; Chordata; Actinopteri; Cichliformes; Cichlidae
Source: RefSeq, a predicted model, not a curated record
CGUGUGUAGCUACUGUAUUCCCGUUCUAAUGUUAAAAGCUGCUGUCCUGCUGGUCAGCUGUUCUUCCUCUAUCGCGUGGAGCUUUGUGUGGAUACUGUCUGUUUAACCGGACAUCGGGGUCUCUUCUCUUUUGCAGCUGCUCCUUGCUCGCUGCAGAUCACAAUGACACCUGUGAACAUCAUAGUCCAUGGAGUAUCAUACUAUCACCACUGUAAACAAGAAAAGGUGGCGGCUGUCAUGUAGUUCGGCCUUUUACUUCAUGGAUUUUGAGUCUUGAGGAUUUUGAACAUUUAGUUUUUGUCACUAUUUGUCUAAGUUCCUAGACAUUCUAUAUAUACACUUAAUCAUGUGUAAUGCAGUCCAAUAAUGAAUAGAACUUUAUUUUGAAGAAUUUAACUAGGUUGGGAAAAUUCUUGUUUUUCUAAACUCCAAUCAAAAUGCAAUUUGUGUUAGAAUGAGAGACUGACCGAGGAAGUAGUAAAAGCAAGUAAAACCAAAGGGGCCAAAGUGCUUGUGCUGGUAACAGAAGAGCCACCCUGUCAGUAGGUUGGCAGCGCCUGAGGUAGCCAGGGCGUGAGGAUGACUAGCUUGUUUAAACGCAGUAGCAGCAAUGGAGGCUCCAGAAGCAGUGGAAAUGGGGGUGGGGGUGGCAGUGGACAGGGGCAGCUUAACAAUAGCAGGCCAAGCCGACAGGUCAGACGCCUGGAGUUCAACCAGGCCAUGGAGGACUUCAAGACCAUGUUCCCCUCUAUGGACUAUGAGGUGAUAGAGUGUGUGCUGCGAUCUAACAAUGGAGCUGUGGAUGCUACCAUCGACCAGCUGCUGCAAAUGAGCAUUGACGGACAAGGCUCAGAUGACAGCUCAGACUCGGAUGACAGCAUCCCACCAGAGAUAUUGGAGCGAACUCUGGAGCCUGACAGCUCAGAUGAGGAGGCACCUCCAGUUUACUCUCCACCAACAUAUGACAUGCACAUUUAUGAUAGGAAAUACCUAGAAGCCCCACCAACACUAUCUCCACGAUCUAAAGCCCAGCCUCCUUCAGCUCACCAGCAGGUCAGAAGCUACCGUAACUGGAACCCUCCAUUGCUCGGAAAUCUCCCUGAUGAUUUUCUACGGAUUCUUCCACAGCAGUUAGACAACAUUAAGCAGAGCUCUCAGAACAGUCUGUCUCAGCUGUCACCGUCCUCCUCGUCAGUUUCUUCAUUAGGUCAGUGGACAGUGCAGUCUGGUUCUGGGUCUGCUGCUGGAACCACUGGGGGUCCUGGUUUAACAACAGCAGCUACAGAGCAAGACAAGAAACUGAAACAGUAUCUGGAAGAUGAGCGUAUCGCGCUGUUCCUGCAGAACGAAGAGUUUAUGAGAGAGCUACAACGCAACCACGAGUUUCUCAUUGCCUUAGAGAAAGAUCGCUUGAAGUAUGAGUCAAAGAAAUCAAAGUCCAAUCAUUCAACUAGCUUGGAGAAUUCCACAGGAGACCAGUACUCUGGAGCUUCCAUGGAGGCCAUCUCAGAUGAUGCGUUCAGAGACAAACUCAAACACAUGGGCAAAUCAACAAGAAAGAAGCUGUUUGAAAUUGCCAGAACAUUUUCAGAAAAGACAAAGAGAAGAAAGUCAAAAAGGAGGACACUCCUGAAGCAUCAUUCAUUGGGCACAGCCAACUCUACAGCCAAUCUUCUUGAUGAUGUAGAAGGACACCACUGUGAGGAAGAUGGCCAGCCUAGAAGAGCAAACACUCAGGAAGAAACUGAAAAACGCAGUGAAACAAUAUCAUGAUCCUCCCGUGCUGCUCCAUAUCGGUUUCCAAGGUGACUACAGCAUCACCCAUGGGCAGUGGUUUUCUAGCUCGUGUUGUUCCUACUUGCUCCUGUCCAAAUCAUCUGAAGAGUUAAGACACCCCUGCCCACCCCUGAAAGAGGAAUCAGACUGUUCCCAGCCACUGGGCAAAAACUUUGUAAAUGCAUAAUCUCUGUGUUCUAACAUUUUAUUGAUAUAUCAUUUUGAACAUAAAGGAACACACGUUAUUCCUUACAGUAUUUGUUGAUGACUUCUUUUAAUCCACUGUGGAGGAAUACUAGCAUAGUGAAGCUCUUUCCAUACAAACCCUUCUCCAGUCCUGUACUACAGCAUACUAGGCAUUUCAAAUCCAAAGUGUGAACAUGCAUCUUUAUAUACACUAAACCAUGUAGGGCUUUUUUUUACCUCGUUUUCUCAAGCAUUGUAAUAUUUAGCUUUAUGUAACUGAAUUUUUUUGGUGUACAAAUAUUGUGGUUGUCUGUGGCUGCCUAAAUGUCAAAAUGUCACCAUGGACAAAAUAACCAUUAGGCUGUGUUUUUAAAGAAUGGUGUUCUGGGAAAUAAGGGUGUUGCAGGGUAUGGAGCAGUUUACUGUUUUUUGUUUUUUGUUUGUUUGGCAAGGUGAAAUUUUUCAGUUUGCGUUGUUGUCUAUUUCAGUAGUACUGUAGGCACUGUGCUGUUCGAACAUUAACCCAGGGUGACCAACUAGAAGCUGUCAAGCCAGGGAAAACAUCAGCAUCUUAUUAGGCUUCAUAAGGUUAACUGGUACACAAAGUCCUUCACAUACAUUAUUGUCUAACCCAGUCUGAAUGGAAAUUUUUGAGCUUUUAGGCUAUGGCCAUUUAAAGGUGAAAUGACAGGAAUGACUAAAUUUGAAUAAAAUCUUCACAGUCACCCCUCCCCAUUGAGUUUGGGCCUUGAGUUUGGCAUUUGUCAUUGUUGCCAUCUUGUUUUAUUUUAUUUUUAAUACAUGAUCGAAACCCAACAGUGGAGAUGGGAAGUUAUCAGCUAAUACUACCUAGUUUAGUUGGCGAGGUACGUCCAUUAUUCACUUUGAUGUCAAUUGGGAUAGCAAUUAUUGCUAGUGAAAAUAACAAGAUGUACUCAAAGGAAAAACUGAACAAGACAUUUUUGUAAAACUUGUAAUUUGUGUAUAGCAGCAAAUGACUGACUGCCUGGAAGGUAGGACCAACAACCAAUAUGUUGAAAUGUUGUUAAGUUGAUGAAGGUUCUCAUCUUGUUCACGGCUUCACCUUGGUAGCUUGAACCCGACGCACAUUCCACCCUUAUCGUGUGAAGCCUGUUACUGGUAGGUGACAGAAGAGUCAGGUCCUAAUUAGGUGCCAGGUUUCCAAAAAUCUUCAUGCAGAUCAUUUUUUGUCUUUAUUUCCUGAAGGAAAGCAUAUUUACAAGUGAUGGUUCUAUAGACAAUGAGAUGGUUGUGGGUUUGUGAAAUAUGGUGGCUGAACAAAAUGACAACAGAAAAAAAUGUUUGUGGGAUUUUUCAUCUUUCUACUGUUUUUAUUUGCACGUGUAGCUGUGAACCUAUUGUGGAUUGUUAAUUGUAAUGUUGGGAAGAACAAAAGAAAUCAAACAAUAUGUAACUGCUUUAAUUUAACAAAUGGGUUUAACAAAAGUAUUGCAAAAAGUUUGAUGACCAGGUGAUGCCUGUUCUCAUAUCAUUGCAUGAUAAAGUAAUCCGAUAAAAGAUUCAGAUAUGAUUCCAAGGGUUGAACUUAUAUUUGGCAUCUUUUCCCCUGAAUUCUCAAUAUGAGGUCCGGAGAUCUUGAUGCACAGGAAGCAGGCCAUAUCAGAGAUGUGGUACAUUCCUAAAAAAGCAGGAAUGCACUGGCCAUGCUCACUGGCCACAGAAGACAACUAAAGUGGAUGCUUGUUGUGUACACUUUCCUUGAUUUAGAAAAACACAACAUCUAGCCAUCUGCCUAUGAUUGUCAUUCUCUGCAAUCAAGAGAUUACUUCACGAUUGUGAAUAGAGGUUUACAACAAGAUCCAAAUACUGGUUACACUCAAGAACAGGGAGUUCAAAAUUGAAAAAGCCAGAAAACCUCUAGGGGAGCCCGAUCAGUUCUGGGGGGAAAAAAGAAUCCUUUCCUUUGGAAGAUGAAAUCAAGAUGAACUUGUACUAGAACGAUGGAAAAAGGAAAUUGAGAAGGUGACUGCAGUGAAUGCUGAUAAAAACAGUAUAAUGAAUUCUGAAGUGUGUGGCUAUGAUGCCUUCUCAGAUUCAAACAAAUACUGCAAAAUUGAUUGAAUAAUACAUUUAGCCAACUUGGUCACAUAUUCUCAACUUGACAUAGCAUGCUUUUUACCCCUAAACGGUAAAAGGUAUUGUCAUCACCCCGCCGGGCAGGAAGGUAGGUGGGCCUUGAAGUUUGUGAAUGCAAUAUAGGUGCUUCAAGUUGAUACCCUUGGUACAUCUUCUAAAAAUCUCGGACAAAUUUUAAUCUCAAUGACGUCGACCUCAAGGUUAAAGGUCAAGAUUUCUGACAGUAUUACAAAGCAAUAACAUGAGAAAGAAGUCACCUAGGGUUCUCAAAUCGAUGCCAUAGAUGCAUCUAACAAAAAUCUCAGCUGACUUUGAGAAACCAUAAAACUUCCAAGGAAGUAAUUGCAGCAUUUAGUGAUGUCUGUAGAUUCUAGACUUGGGGUUGUCAUGUGCUGCAAAGGUCAUCUAAUUUUUGAAAACACAUUUAAGGUUAUGUUAGCUUCUUUAAUUAUUUAUGAGAUUCUGUAAAUUUGGGACUGUAUAUAAACUUUACUGUGAUAAGUAGACAGUCAAUGCGGUAAUUCUCUUAAUCCUCUUAACUUGUUUGAGUUUAAAGUCCCAUACCUAUGGACCUACUUGUAUGAGUAAACUAACAGUACAAGGCAAGUAAAUUGCAGCUUGAUAAAUAAACCAUUCUGGAUUUGUCUGCUCUACUGGAUUAUUUGAUGAUGAGUAAACUUUACUUGUCAGUGAUGUCAAAUACGUAAUUUCUCAAAGGACCAUUGCAGUGUUAAAUGCAUGUUCUGGCCAAUUACUUUAGCAAAGGUUCAUUUUGAAGUUUGGUUUGUCAGUGUCUCAUCAAUAUUAACCUCACUAGUUUUGUCUUUUUCAAGAAACUACCUGAUGUGUCACAAGUAGCAGAUAGAUAAAGAUUGGCUAGUAAAUCUAGUGCAGCAUUUGGCCUCUAAAAUUGUAGAUUUUGGUUUGUUUUGUUUGUUUUUUAAAAGAAAACAAAAACUCAAGAAUUCAUGGUGCCUUACAGGAAGUUUUCAGACCAUAUUGAACAUAACUUAACAUGGAUGUAACAGAAGAAUUUAAGUUAUGGAUGUCUGUCUACACAUCACAGCAUACAGAACCUGUGGUAAUCCUUUCCAUGGUCACUGAUGUCAAUGUUCCUGGUGAAAGAAAUGCUAGAAAAAAUGUUGAUAUUAUGUCAGUGUUGAUUUUAAUGUUUGUUUGUUUGUUUGUUUGUUUUUUGCACCAGGGCAAAACACAAAAACAAAAACAGCUUUAACAGAAAGAAACAUGCCAAACACUGUGCUGGUCCUUUAAGAGAUGAGGCUAUGUUGUUGAGUAGUAAAGUCAGCAAUUUAAAGUAUCGAUGUUAGGACAUAUGGUGUAUUUUCAAGGGACAAAUUCCAGAUGAGUCAGGUGAAGUGUUAGAUGAGGUUUUAUGUAGUCUUUGUUUUGUUUCUCAUGUAGAUUAUGUUACUGUAAAAUGCAGGUCAAACUGUCAAAUUUGAAUAUUUGACAGUUUGAUUCUGAAACUUGGUUUCCAUGUCGGACCUAGAAGAAUAAACAAAAGCUUUAAUCAGUUUUGUAAAGAGGCAGGAAGCCUGAAUGGGCUUUUUGUUUGACCUUUCACCCACUUCCUAAAAACACGUAGGAAAUGCAUUCAAAAUCCUGUUGGCUGAUUAAAUGUAGCAUAAUGUGCACAACAGGAAUAGUAACAGCAGCAUAAUGUCCUACAGGGUAGUUGAAGGCAAUGCUUGUCUAUCUGAUUUAUAUAGGAUGGUUGGUUGUUGUUUAAGGAUACUUCUCCUCAGGGAAGUCUAACACUAGAUAUCUUAAACAGAAGCACAAAAAUCUGUUAUUUCACCGAAGCAACAAUGGAUUGCCCAUUUGAAACAGAGACCAGAAAUACUUUUCUUUUUUAUUUGAACUUUAUGAAACAGCCAUUUAGCAAUAGCAAAUCAGGUUUUCUGAUUUCAGACUUUUUUCUGUAAUGUUUGUAAUGCUAUACUCAAUAAUUAGUCUUCCAAAACACUGAAUCCAAAGGAUAUAUAUGUUUUUGUUUAUUUUUUGUUUUUAGAACCAAACAAACAUAAACAACCCAUAAAAAACCUUAUAUUUACUACGUACAAUAUAAUUACAGUUGUAACUGAAUUAUGUUAUAGUUAACUAAUUUAAAGCAACAUUUUUCACUUUAAUGUUGGAUGUUGAAAAUGGUUCAAAAUUUGCAGAUCAAAUCUAAAUGUUUUAUUAUUUUAGUGUAUAUUAACAACAUUAGCGUUCCAUUAAAAUAAGGCAGAUACAAGGAAAUUUUCUAACAUGUAUUUUUGUGGAAUAUACUAACUAGUAGACUAAGAGCUGAGAAAUCCUUUUUACAUACCUACAUGUUCAGCUGCAUCAGUCAUAUUAGAUAGCCAGAAAAAAAAAACUUUGAUACUGGUGAGUUGUUUACAGUGCAUAUGGGCUUAUGAACGCACCUGUAAGACUAUACAGAGAGAGCAAGAAACAUACAACAUGUUGAACACUUUUAAGUAGGUAAAAUUUACUGGGUCCCAUGUUCUUUAAAAUGCGAAACAGAAAACUCUGUCUAUUGUUUGAUUUCAAAUUCUUUUGUUUUUGCACAAACACCACACCCUCGUGCUUGUAAGAAUCCAUUUGGAUCUUAUAUUAGCCAGUCUUGAAACUGCCAACUUGCUAGUACAACGUCCAUGUGAAGUGGAUUGUGCCAUUGUGUGAAUACUGUAGGUAAUAUUCUAGUGCAAUCAUUGCUAGAGUAUCUCCAGCAGGGUAAAAGCAGGUUAUUUACAAAUGCAUACUAAAUGUAUACAUGUAUAUGCCCAUGUGUAUAUAUGAGAAAGGACAACUGUGGAGAACAUCCCAAACUAAUUCUGCUCUCUGAAAUUUAUGUGUGAAUACAGCUACAACUAGUAACUUUACAAUUUGGCUCAAUUGCUUGAAGAAGGUGGGAAUUAGAGAAUUUGUUUCUUCCUCAUUUUGUGAUGGUUAUGUAAUUUUUUUCUACCCUGAUUUGUCUGUAAACUGUAUUUGUGAAUACAUUAACACAACCAAUAAAGAUUUUUUUUCUAUAAAGUAA